UCCAACAGGAAUUUGCAGUUAUUUUUGUUCAGUCUUCAGAAAGUUGCGCAAAAUGACAAUGGCAGCUUCUUUUCGCAGGGAAUCAAAAGCCGGUCUUGAUAAAAACAACAAAUAUGAUCGUCAACUGAGAUUAUGGGGAGACCACGGACAAGCUGCCCUGGAGGCUGCCAGGGUGUGUCUCAUCAACGCCACAGCUACUGGGACAGAGACGCUGAAGAACCUUAUUCUACCUGGUAUUGGAAGUUUUACCAUAGUUGAUGGACACAAAAUAACAGGCGAGGAUAUGGGAAAUAACUUCUUUCUUGAUCGCGAGGGAUUCAACAAACCUCGUGCCCAGGUUGCUAGAGACUUGCUUCAGGAGUUAAAUGAGGAUGUCAGCGGAGAUUGGGUGGAAGAGAGUGUUGAUAGACUCUUGGACAACAACCCUGAAUUCUUCUUGGUAUUUUCGUGUGUGAUAACGACAGACUUGCCAGAGAAAUCACUUUUAAAAUUGGGGGACUACCUUUGGGAUCACAACAUUCCACUUGUCGUCUGCCGAAGUUACGGAUUGAUUGGUUACAUAAGACUUGUCAUCAAGGAACACACAGUCAUUGAGUCACAUCCCGACAGCAUACACGAAGAUCUUCGAUUGGACCGACCAUUUCCAGGCCUCGUUGAAUACUGCGACCGCCUAGACUUAGACAACAUGAGUAAAAAAGAUCAUAGUCACACGCCCAUGUUAGUCAUUCUCUACAAAUAUCUGGAGAAAUGGAAGUCAAUGCACGGUGGUGCCGCACCCAAGAACUAUCAGGAGAAAAACCAGUUCAAGGAAUUCAUCCGCUCGGGCAUUCUAAAGAAUGAAGAUGGCAUGUUGAUGCAGGAAGAAAACUUUGAGGAAGCAGUUAAAGCAGUGAAUACAUCACUUGUUCCUACUAGAAUUCCUGCUGAUGUCCAGAAAGUAUUUAAUGACGAACAGUGCAAUAAUCUCAAUGGAGAGAGCAAGCCAUUUUGGAUCUUGGCAAGAGCAGUCAAGGAGUUUGUAGAGAAGGAGGGAGAAGGUGCACUUCCACUGCGUGGUACAAUCCCGGACAUGUUUGCCGAUUCCGAAAAGUACGUCCAACUCCAAAAUGUCUAUCGGAGCCAGGCCAGCGAGGAUGCAGCGGUCGUCACAGAUAAAGUUCACCAGAUUCUACAACAUUUAGCAAAGGAAGGGAGCCACUCGCCGCGGCAGAUCACUGUGGUAGAACAGGAAUACCCUCAAGAUUGUAUAUCAGACAACUAUGUUCGUCUUUUCUGCAAGAACGCAGCUUUUCUUCGGGCAAUCCAUUUCCGGUCCCUUUCGGAGGAAUACACACCGCAGACAGCUAAAGUGGGUGAUUUAGGGAUGAAUCUUGAAGACACAGACAACAGCGAUGUGGUAUUCUACGUCCUUUUACGUGCUGUCGACAGAUUUUACUCGGAAUAUAACCGCUAUCCUGGUUACUAUGACGACCAAGUGGAAACCGAUGUAUCAAAUUUAAAGACUUGUGUUUCUCGAUUACUUCAAGAAUGGGGGCUUGGACCAAACAUCAAAGAUGACUACGUGCAUGAAAUGUGUCGAUACGGCGCAUCGGAGCUUCACUCGGUGGCAUCCUUCAUGGGAGGCGUGGCGGCCCAGGAGUGCAUCAAAGUAAUCACCGGACAAUUCAUCCCGUUGAACAAUACUUAUAUAUACAAUGCCAUGAAGCAGACGUCAACGUCAAUAGAACUCUAAAAUGUGCACAUUUCACAGCUGCGAGACGUUUCCAUUGAUCAAACACUGCUAUCCACUUCACGAGAAAAUGACACUUGGAGGUUUGGUGAUUUCACUAGGAAAACAGAGCAGUACCGGUGAAUUAUCUGAAAACGAGUGAUUUAAAGCAAAAAACUGAUAACUUAUUCAAGGUAUUUUGAGGCGUUUUCCGUGCUGUACAAAUUGCUCUUUAAAUAUAUGUCCAUUCUGACACAUGCAGACAAUGAAGUUCUAUAUGUACCGAUUCAUGUGUGAAACAGAACAAAAGGAAAUGGAUCGAGACAUGGUGCGAUUUGAGAGUAAUGAGUGUCAUUUUUGAGUCAAUACUUGAUGCUUUUCAACUAUAUUGGCAGGCAUUACAAUUGAUUUGUGUCUAAAUAUGUAUGAUGUCCAGAUAAUCAUGUUAACCAGUCUGUUCUUGUACCGUAUUUUCCGGAUUAUCCCCCGCACUGCCCUAUGACCCGCACCCCCUUUGACCAUUACCUAAAGCCACGCAAGACCCGCACCUGAUUAUGACCCGCACUGCUCCAAGACCCGCAUUCUCCAAAAAUAGUAAGCCAUUCAUUGAUGUUGACAUCCUAGAACCGCCAUGUUUUUUUUAAUUGUUAACCAAAGUGGAUCAAUUCCAGCAUGGCCGUAACUAUUUUCCCUAGCGGAGACAUCACAAACUAUGCGAUCAUGGCGGAAAUAUUGGUUGAAAACAAUGCGAAAACGAUGGACAUAAAUCCUUAUCAAGUAACCAGUUUGGUCCCCUUUUUUUUCUUUGGGGUUGGGGCUUAUCCCUCUCAGAAUCCACGCAAGACCCGCACCUUUGUAUUACCCGCACCCCCACUUUUUGGGCCUGUUUGAGGGCAAAAAGCCGCGGGUCAUACGCCGGAAAAUACGGUAAAUAACUCGGAACCAAUAAAUUAUCGAAAGGUAUGCUGGCUUCAAGUGUUGAAAUCAAGGUACGAUGAUGUUUCUGAUUGUGUCUGAAAAUUCUGGAUCAGGUUAAUCUUUAGAUGCUACUGAAUCCUGACUUACUUACCACUUUGAUGCCACGUGUUUUAAGAAGGCACUACACCCUUCAACAUCCUGAUAUCACCUGGCCAGGUUGACGGUGAUAGUAUUUGAUUUAAACCAGUUUAGCACUAAAAGCCAAGAGACCAAAUGGGUGAUAUGAAUAAAGACUAUUAAAUGAUUUUACUUCAGUUUUGUACAGAAAGGCCUAGUGUAUGUACAUGGGGUUUUCAGUAAAAGCAAUUGCUAGUCUUUAUUCAUAUCACCCAAUGUCUUAGUUUUGGCUGAAUUGUCCACAGAAGGAUAAGAACACAAUGUUAUGAA
This is a messenger RNA of Lineus longissimus, 3073 nucleotides long. Its product is annotated as NEDD8-activating enzyme E1 regulatory subunit-like. The coding region runs from base 53 to 1732 and encodes 559 amino acids. Gene Ontology annotation, cellular component: cytoplasm. Lineage: Eukaryota; Metazoa; Nemertea; Pilidiophora; Heteronemertea; Lineidae. The record is from RefSeq and is a predicted model, not a curated record. Gene Ontology annotation, biological process: protein neddylation. Gene Ontology annotation, molecular function: NEDD8 activating enzyme activity. The transcript is spliced from 16 exons.